Messenger RNA from Scleropages formosus (Asian bonytongue), 6369 nucleotides. It is a transcript of the gene dock2, whose product is annotated as dedicator of cytokinesis 2. Gene Ontology annotation, cellular component: plasma membrane; cytoplasm. The transcript has 52 exons. Gene Ontology annotation, biological process: small GTPase-mediated signal transduction; cell migration; myoblast fusion. The coding region runs from base 501 to 5999 and encodes 1832 amino acids. The record is from RefSeq and is a predicted model, not a curated record. Lineage: Eukaryota; Metazoa; Chordata; Actinopteri; Osteoglossiformes; Osteoglossidae. Gene Ontology annotation, molecular function: small GTPase binding; guanyl-nucleotide exchange factor activity.
CGAAUGAAGGGGCUCUGGGGCAUCGUCAGCUGGAGGCCGUCCGCAGGUUCGAGGGACAUCAUCUCGGCGGAAGGUGCGAAUUAAAUUCCCUCUGUGUUCGCACUGAGAAUGAAAGCGACUAACAGCUCUUUGCUGUAGUUGACGUCACUUGGCGUAUUGCUGACGCUUUUAAGUUUUAUCCAGAAAGAUUUACGACGUUGGGCGGCAGAGGUUUUCGUACAGGUUAGCUCCGUUAUACCUUGCGCAUCGGUGCACCAAGCAGGACAGCGUCACUGUUGAUGACGAUGGCGGCACGUACGAGAUACUGUCAGCGAUGCGACAGGGCGGUGAUUUAAACAGCAGACGAAGGGGAAGGAAGACGAGAGGGAGGGGCAAAAAUACAGAAGUGAGCGGUGCAGCAGAAACUGUCAUUCAGACACCCAGACUGCGAGGCCAUUGGCGAGAGUGGCAGAGGACAAAGGCCAAAUUCCGUGGAAAGAAGCGAAGGCCCGGGAUUCAUCAUGGCACCCUGGACGAAAACCACCACGGACAGAUACGGCGUAGUUAAAUGGAACUUCAAAGGAACUACGGAGAAGCAUCUGUCACUGGAGAUUGGGGACACCGUGCACAUCCAGGAGUCAUGCGAAGGGUGGUACAGAGGCUACCUGACCAAGAACAAGGCCCAGAAGGGAAUGUUUCCAGCCAGCUUUGUCCACGUGAAGGAGGUGAUCAUCGAGAAACGAGGGGGACAGGAAGUUGUGACCUCAGCAGAAAUGCCUCUGGUGAAAGAGGUGACCACCACCUUGCGGGAAUGGGGCAGUAUCUGGAAACAGCUGUAUGUGGCCAACCAGAAGGAGCGUGUGAGUCAAGUGCAGAGGCUAAUGUGGGACUUGAUGGAGUGGCGCUCGCAGUUGCUGUCAGGCACGUUGCCCAGCGAUGAGUUCAAGGAGCUCAAGCAGAAAGUUACCUCCAAGAUCGACUAUGGAAACAAGAUCCUAGAACUUGACCUUGUCGUUCGAGACGAGAAUGGGAAUAUACUGGACCCAGACAAAGCCAGUGUAAUAAGCUUGUUCCGUGCCCACGAAGAUGCCAGCGCGAAGGUCGCAGAGCGCAUCAAAGAGGAGCAGUCUAAUGUCCAGGCGGACCACUCUGGGAUAUCAGCCCGCAUCCAGUCUUCUCCCACUCACAGUCUUUAUGUCUUCGUCCGCAACUUUGUGUGCCGCAUCGGUGAGGAUGCAGAGCUCUUCAUGUCUCUCUACGACCCCAUCAAGCAGACCAUUAUCAGUGAGAACUAUCUAGUGCGCUGGGGAAGUAAAGGCUUCCCCAAGGAGAUUGACAUGCUCAACAACCUGAAGGUGGUCUUUACUGACCUGGGCAACAAGGACUUGAGCAGAGAGAAGAUCUACUUGAUCUGCCAAAUAGUGCGUGAAGGGCGCAUGGACCUCCGGGACACCAGCACGAAGAAGUUAACUCAGGGUCUGCGGAGGCCUUUUGGGGUGGCAGUUAUGGACAUCACUGAUAUCAUCAAAGGAAAGAUUGAGUGCGAUGAAGAGAAGCAGUAUUUCAUCCCAUUCCACCCUGUCCUGGCAGAGAAUGACUUCCUCCACACCUUGCUCAACAAGGUGACAGCAUCACGAGGAGACAGUGGAGGCCAAGGGUUGUGGGUGACUAUGAAGGCCCUGGUGGGUGACAUGGUGCAGAUUCGGAAGGAGUACCCACACCUGGUGGACCGCAGCACCGUGGUGGCACGCAAGCUUGGCUUCCCCGAGAUCAUCAUGCCUGGAGAUGUGCGCAAUGACAUCUACCUGACCCUUGUCGCUGGUGAUUUUGACAAGUACAACAAGACCACCCAGAAGAACGUAGAGGUCAUCAUGUGGGUGUGUGACGAGGAGGGCAAGGUAGUGCCGUGUUCAAUCUGUCUUGGGGCAGGAGACCGGCCCGUGAGCGAGUACAAAUCCGUCAUCUACUACCAGGUGAAGCAGCCACGCUGGAUGGAGACGUUCAAGGUGGCCAUCCCACUGGAGGAGAUGCAGCGGAUACAUCUGCGUUUCAUGUUUCGCCAUCGUUCCUCGCAAGAAUCAAAAGACAAAGGCGAGAAGAACUUUGCAAUGGCAUUCGUGCGUCUGAUGAAGGAAGACGGGACGGUGCUGCAGGAUGGCCUUCAUGACCUUGUGGUCUUCAAGGGGGACAGUAAGAGGAUGGAGGAUGUGACGUCAUACUUGUCCCUGCCGUCGACACGCACCCAAGGGGACAUCCACAAGGGAACGGGACUGAUGCGGAGCUCCAGCAGUGUGGGGGCGCUGUCUGUUAGCUCCAGGGACAGCUUCACCAUCUCUACACUCGUGUGCUCCACAAAACUGACACAGAACGUGGGUCUGCUGGGGCUGCUGAAAUGGAGAACCCGUCCCGACUCCCUAAAGGAAAACCUGGAGAAGCUGAAGUUGAUUGACGGGGAGGAAGUAGUGAAGUUCCUGCAGGACACAUUGGAUGCGCUCUUCAACAUCAUGAUGGAGCACUCGCAGACAGACGAUUACGACAUCCUUGUGUUCGACGCCCUGAUCUACAUCAUUGGUCUGAUUGCUGACAGGAAGUUCCAGCAUUUCAACACUGUGCUGGAGGCCUACAUCAAACAGCACUUCAGUGCAACACUUGCUUACAAGAAGCUGAUGUCAGUGCUGAAGACCUACCUGGAUAUUUCGAGUCGGGGGGAGCAGUGUGAGCCCAUCCUGCGCACACUCAAAGCCCUGGAAUACAUCUUCAAAUUCAUUGUGCGCUCCCGCAUGCUCUACUCACAGCUAUACGAAGGCAAGGAGCAAAAGGAGUUUGAAGAGUCUUUGAAACGACUCUUUGAGUCCAUCAACAAUCUGAUGAAGAGCGAACAGGACACCACUGUCUUGCUGCAGGUGGCUGCUUUUAAGUACGUGCCCACGGUUCUGCACGAUGUGGAGAUGGUAUUUGAUGCCAGACUGCUCAGCAAGCUCCUAUAUGACUUCUACACCUGCAUACCUCCAGAGAAGCUGCAGAAGCAUAAAGUGUCUUCCAUGACAGAAAUUGUAGGCAGCAAGCUUUUUGAGAAGCAAGCGUGCCGUGAUGUCCUUCUACCCAUGAUGCUGCGUGAGCUCAGCGGGGCACUGCUACAGGUUAAGGAAGGACAAGAUGAACGCAGGAACAGUGUGGAGUUGCUUAACAACAUCCUGCAGGUUCUGAGCAAGAAAGACGUGGGUGACACUUUCAAGCACGUGGAGGACGUUGUGAUCGCCCUCCUGAGGACCAUCAACCAGACAGUCAUCACCAUGGGUCGAGAGCACCCCCUCAUCUCUCGGGUGGUAGCCUGCAUGACAGCCAUUCUCAAUCAGAUGGACGACCGCCACUAUUCCCGUUACAUCGAGACUUUCCCAGGCAAUACAGACCUGGUGGACUUCCUGAUGGAGACCUUCCUGCUGUUUAAAGAUCUGAUUGGAAAGCAUGUAUAUCCUUCAGACUGGAUGACCAUGAUCAUGGUGCAAAACAGAGUCUUUCUCAGAGCCAUAAACACCUAUGCUGACACCAUGAACCUCAAAUUCCUGGACAACAACAACUUUGAAGUUCAGUUAUGGAACAACUAUUUUCAUUUGGCUGUGGCAUUCAUUACCCAGGAGUCCCUGCAACUUCAACACUUUUCUCCUACCAAGCGGAACAAGAUUCUGACAAAAUAUGGGGACAUGCGAAGGUUGAUUGGCUUUGCUAUUCGAGACAUGUGGUACAAACUUGGGAGCAAUAAGAUCUGCUUCAUCCCGGGGAUGGUGGGGCCCAUGCUGGAGAUGACGCUGAUCCCUGAAGAGGAGCUGCGGAGAGCCACCAUCCCCAUCUUCUUUGAUAUGAUGCAAUGUGAGCACAGCCACUCUGGCAACUUCAAAAAGUUUGAGAAUGAGAUUAUUCUGAAGCUGGACCAUGAGGUGGAAGGAGGAGGAGGUGAUGAACAAUAUAUGGACCUGCUACAGGGCAUUCUGCUGGAGUGUGCAUCGCAGCACGCCCAGCUGGUCUUGCAGGUGCAGCACUUCGUAACGCUGGUUAAGGGGCUGUUGGAGCGCUUGCUGGACUACAGGGCUGUGAUGAGCGAUGAGAGUCGCAACAAUAGGAUGAGUUGCACUGUCAAUCUACUGAAUUUCUACAAGGACAUAAACCGUGAGGGCAUGUACAUCAGGUACCUUUACAAGCUGAGAGACCUUCACUUGGACACGGAAAACUACACGGAGGCAGCCUACACUCUGCUUCUACACUCUCGUUUGCUGAAGUGGUCUGAGGAGCAGUGCCUUCCCCAGAUGGACUUCCACAGUUCGCAGACUCAGCGUCAGCUGAAGGAGUCACUGUACAACACCAUCAUUGGAUACUUUGAUAAGGGCAAGAUGUGGGAGGAAGCGAUAGGUCUUUGCAAGGAGCUGGCCGAACAGUAUGAAAUGGAAGUUUUUGACUACGAGCUUCUGAGUCAAAGUCUGAAGCAGCAGGCAAAGUUCUACGAGAACAUAAUGAAAAUCUUGCGGCCCAAGCCAGACUAUUUUGCAGUGGGAUACUAUGGCUGUGGCUACCCGCCCUUUCUCAGAAACAAGGUAUUUAUUCACCGGGGCAAGGAGUACGAGCGCAGAGAGGACUUCCAGAGUCAGCUGAUGAGCCAGUUUCCCAGCGCUGUGCGUCUCAACACCACCACCAUGCCUGGGCCAGACAUAAGGAACUCCCCCAUACAGUAUAUCCAGUGUUUUACUGUCCAGCCAGUUUUGGAAAUUCCGCCGCGCCUCAAGAACAAGCCUGUGCCAGACCAGAUCAUCAACUUCUACAAGUCAAACUACGUACAGCGAUUCCACUACUCCCGGCCAGUGCGGAAAGGCUCCGUGGACCCCGACAAUGAAUUUGCAUCGAUGUGGAUCGAACGUACCACCUUCUACACAGCCUAUAAACUUCCAGGAAUUCUGCGCUGGUUUGAGGCAAUCUCCAUGACACACACAACAAUCAGCCCAUUGGAAAAUGCCAUUGAAACAAUGGAGACUACCAAUGAAAAGAUCCUGACCAUGAUCAACCAGUACCAGGGUGACGACACUCUUCCCAUCAAUCCGCUCUCCAUGUUACUCAAUGGGAUUGUGGACCCCGCAGUCAUGGGAGGCUUUGCCAAGUAUGAGAAGGCGUUCUUCACGGAAGAAUAUAUUCUGCAGCACCCAGAGGACAAAGACAAGUUGUUCCGCCUCAAAGACCUCAUUGCCUGGCAGAUUCCUUUGCUGGGAGCUGGGGUCACUAUCCAUGGAAAAAGGGUGAUGGAUGACCUGAAACCUUUCCAUGAACGCAUGGAGGAGUGUUUCAAGCAACUGAAGAAGAAGGUGGAGAAGGAGUAUGGAGUGCGAGAGCUGCCGGACAUAGAUGAACGGCGGUCCAGUAGGCCCCGCUCCAUGCUGCGUUCGUACCGACAAUCCAUCAUCUCCAUAUCUUCACUGGGGGGGUCUGAGUGUGGCACCCCUACCAAAUCCCACCCAGAAAGCACCACUGUAUUGGAGACUCAGUCCUCCUUGACCCACACCCUGGAGAGGAGAAGCGGGAGCAUCAGCGUGAUGGACGAAGCAGGGACUGAGGUGGAGGUGAGGCUGCGGAAAUCUAAGAGGAGGAAGAAGAGAAGCAGCAUGAUCAUCCCCGAAGAGAAAGAAAGAAUCAGCCCAGUAGACUGCAAGAGGCUGUCAAAGAAGCAGGAAUUCCGCAGUGACACCAACCUGUCGGAACCCAGUGAGGCCAGUGUCUCAUUGACCAAUGCCAACUCCAGAUCACUGCCAACCAUCACAGGUAUGUCCCUCUCUGUGCCCAGUGUAGGGGACGAAGGUGAGAUGACCCGCUCUCGACGGGACAGUAAAAGCAUGUCUGUGUGCCUGCCCACUGAUCGCACACCUGACCGCCGCUCGAAAGGGGUCAUCAACCUGUUUUUCAAAACCAAGAUGGCUCCCAAGCAAGAAGAAGGAAAGCCAUCAGCUGAACUGGCUGGUGAGAAACAUGUGAACCAUUUCUAAGUGGAAACCCAGCAUCUCAUCUUAAGUCUUUUUCAUAUGCAAACAUAUAAUUAAGGAAAUUAUCUGUACACAGUUCCAUUGUCAUGGUGACUUUUUUUAAUGUGCUGGAUACAUUUUAGAGUUUUUUUUCUUUUUUUUAAACUCACCAGCUGUGGUAACCAAUCACACAUUUAUUUUAUUACAGCUCUGAAGUUUGUUUGAUUUGGUUCUGUGGUUUCUUUUUGUUUAUGGUUCUUUGGUAGUCUGUUAAAUGGGAGUAUGUGAUCCUAUCUGCCUGCUACAGAAAGACAGAUGCAUGACUGAAACAGUAUUGUCCUUGUGUGAUUGACAUCUACUGUAACUGCCUUGUCAAAAUAAAUGUACUUUACUA